GAGAGAGAGAGAGGCCGUUAUGAUUUGAUUCGAUGAGUGUGUGAGUGUGAUUUCAUUUGCGAAGCUUCUGAUUCGUUUUUUUCCUCUCACUAAUGAUCGUCUGUUAGAUUAGUAAUCAUACACAUAUUUUCAACUCUGUUUAUAUGAUUCCAUACAUCGACAUCGUAAAUUUCACCAAUUUCUUAUCUUCAGAUUGUUGUUGAUAUCAUCGAUCGACUGACUUCAUACAGAAAGGUGGAUAGUGGAUACUGUGAAUUCUCAACUCCAAUGCGACCAACAACAGGUGGUAAUCUUGAUGAUGCUUUCUUAAAGAGAUCAUUAAAAACAAAGAGGUUGAGAAGAUUAAGUUCAGUGGGUGUACUUGGUGAAACAAAAAAGUUCUCUAAUCUUUCUCAUACAAUUAAGUAUGCAUCUACCCCGCGAAAGCUACGAUCAGCAUUGGAAAAACGACUACAUGAGUCUCGAAAAACCUUUGUGCCCACAUCACCGGAUUCAAGAAAAGAGAGAGAUAGAUUCGAGUGGCGAUUAAAAGAUUGCACAAAGAAGCACAUAACCGCUAUGGAUGAACACAAAGACUCGAAACUGUGUUUAAUAACAAAAGAUGAAGAAGAAGCAGCCCAAGCUUUAUUUGCGUUGGCUCAAACAUAUACCGAGACCUGUAUGAAUAAAACUUCAGAUAUGGAACCGUCAUCAAUCAUGGUACCACUAAAUCAAACUGAAGAGACUGAUGUGAAGAAUGUGUUAGAAAAGAGAUGUUUGGUUCAUGUUUACAUAUGUCAUUUUAUAAAGGUUGUGCAGACGGCCGAGAGUGAAGGAGGUCAUGUGAAUGUAAUAUCGGACACCAAGAGUGUUUGUAGUCACUAAAAAGGUUUUAAAGGGAAAUUAUUGCUUGUAUACAACAUUUCAUUUACAAAAUCGAAGGUAGAUAAGUCAUGAAAACAUUGAAAGGAAUUGACUUUUGAUA
Molecule: messenger RNA, 964 nt
Organism: Helianthus annuus (common sunflower)
Lineage: Eukaryota; Viridiplantae; Streptophyta; Magnoliopsida; Asterales; Asteraceae
Exons: 6
Coding region: 268-864 (198 amino acids)
Source: RefSeq, a predicted model, not a curated record